AUGUGUGAGAACUUAAUCAUUUCAGACAUCCAUUCUUUGGACAAGGGCCAAGCAUGCACGAUCCUUGCUCAGAUUGCACGCGUCGAGAAAAAGACCUUUCCCACGAAUGAGGCGUUUCCAUUUGGUGAGGAGCUCUGGAGGAAGAAGCCUAACACGAGGGUAUUGUACGUGACCAACGGACCAUUAGGUACUGGCCCGUCGUUGCUCGCCUAUGCGGUCUACGUUCGACAAAAGGGAGCGGCUUUGCUGCACAAAAUCUGUGUUGCGGAGUCAUAUCGCCGGAAAGGUGUUGGGAUGCAGCUCAUGAAGUAUAUCCAAGAGCGACUGCAGAAAGAGGGCUGCCAGUUCAUCCAGUUGUGGGUCGAUAAGGCCAGGGACCCUGCUCGAUCUCUGUAUGUGCGGAAUGGGUUUGAGGAACGCGAAGAAAUCCCCGACUACUACGCGCCUGGGCGCUCCGGAAUUCGAAUGAUUCUCGAGCUCGAAGGUGGCUCCUGA
Messenger RNA from Aspergillus campestris IBT 28561, 495 nucleotides. Its product is annotated as GNAT family N-acetyltransferase. Bases 1 to 495 code for a protein of 164 amino acids. The transcript has a single exon. Gene Ontology annotation, molecular function: acyltransferase activity, transferring groups other than amino-acyl groups. Lineage: Eukaryota; Fungi; Ascomycota; Eurotiomycetes; Eurotiales; Aspergillaceae. The record is from RefSeq and is a predicted model, not a curated record.